AUGGCUUCCCAAACCAACGCCGCCAUGGCCCUCUUCCUAGCCCUCAACCUUCUCUUCUUCUCCUUGGCUUCUGCCUGCAACAGCGGCUGCCCUACACCCAAACCAAAACCAAAGCCUAAGCCAACUCCCAGCGGCGGCAAGUGCCCGAUCGAUGCACUCAAGUUGGGAGUCUGCGCCGACGUGCUAGGCAAUCUGCUUAAGCUCAAGGUCGGCAACCCGCCGGUUCAACCUUGCUGCAGCUUGAUCAAUGGUCUCGUUGAUCUUGAAGCCGCCGUCUGCCUUUGCACCGCCAUUAAGGCCAACAUCCUGGGGAUCAAUCUCAAUAUUCCCCUCUCUCUCAGCUUGCUUCUCAAUGUCUGUAAGCAGAAGGUUCCAUCUGGCUUCCAGUGCCCUUAA
This is a messenger RNA of Linum tenue, 396 nucleotides long. The record is from the annotation of a GenBank genome assembly. NCBI's taxonomy places the organism in Eukaryota, Viridiplantae, Streptophyta, Magnoliopsida, Malpighiales, Linaceae.